Messenger RNA from Pestalotiopsis fici W106-1, 1158 nucleotides. RefSeq lists its product as uncharacterized. The record is from RefSeq and is a predicted model, not a curated record. The coding region runs from base 1 to 1158 and encodes 385 amino acids. The transcript has 3 exons. NCBI's taxonomy places the organism in Eukaryota, Fungi, Ascomycota, Sordariomycetes, Amphisphaeriales, Sporocadaceae.
AUGGCUCAGAACAUAGGAUUCGACGUCAACCCGGGUGGGACUCGUCUUGUGAUCGGCCAGAUUGUGUUCCUUGUCCUUGCUUGGAUAGUAUGUUUACUCCGAUUGUACGUCAAGGCCUUUAUGCAGAAAAGGGUUCUGUCGGAUGACUGGUUCAUGUUCGCAAGUCUGGCUGUCUAUACCGCGUACGGCGCCAUCGCCAUUCACGGAGUCGCUGCGGGCGGUACAGGAAAGCACACCGAGGAACUUACGCCAUCCGGAAUCGAAGUAGCUCUGCGGGCUUGGUACUUCUGCGAGGUUCUAUACGCACCUCUGUCAGCUCUUAUACGAACUUCUAUCGCCAUUUUCAUCCUGAGAUUGGCGACCAAGCCAUGGCAGAAGUGGACAAUAUGGAUCAAUAUCACUGUCAUUUGGCUGAUAUCGAUCGUGUAUUUCUUUCUCAUGGCUUUGCAAUGUCUUCCUUCGAAUUACUUUUGGCAGGGUCCGAUAGCCGUCCCGGAAGUUAGAGGCUCCUGCAUGGACCAUAACGUGGUCCCCAUCGCGACCAUAGUACACAGCAUCGUCAGUGCCGUGUCUGACUGGACUUUGGGGUUGCUCCCCAUCGCCAUGCUCUGGAAGGUCAAUAUCAACCGCCGAACGAAAAUCAGUAUCGCCGUGCUCCUCGGUAUGGGACUUGUUGCCGGUAUUGCUUUGUUCAUACGCAUCCCAUAUGUCAAGAGAAUCGCGAUAUCCGCAGAUUUCCUUUUCGAUACAGUCAGUCUCGCGGCCUGGUCGGUCAUCGAACCAUCCUUGGGAAUCAUGGCCGGUUCGAUAGCAGCCAUCAGGCCACUGUUCAAGACAUGGGGAUUCGGCCUCAGCCGCAGUCGCCGAUCCGGCAUCGGAAGCGGGAAACGUGUCGUCAAUAAGUGGCGCGCAUCACGGAGCCUGAGAAAGCUGCCUCAGCCGGGCAAUAGCGGUAUCGGUUCCGGUCAAGCUUCUGGACCUAGGGGACACUUGGCGUCGGGCUCAACCACCUCGGAGCAGGCGCUGAAAAACUACGAGGCUAUCUCGUCGCGACGACAUACUCUGGAGGCAUAUGAAAUGGCGGAUCGAGAUGUCGAGUUCGGUUUGGGUUCUGAGGAUCAAAGGCCAAGACCGGGCUCCUGGACCCCGAACUUAUAG